CACAGGAGACCGCGGAUGGUGGACGGAGAAGCUAUCCGUAAUCUUUUUCAAAGGGCUUAAAUGUGUGAGGAUGCUGGUGAAGUUUGCACAAAUUAGCAAACAGCCUGGAGUCUUUUACGAGUCCGUUUUUGUCAGACUCGAGAAAUGACAUAGCAAGUCUGUUUGUACAGGCAGGUAGUGGUGCCACAUAAAUCUGCUUUCUCCAGGCUUUGGCUUUGUUGACAAAACAAAAACACACCCAGGCUACUUAGAAAGUUGAAGUAGGAGGAAAAGGAGGAGGUGGAGGAAAUCAGUCUCUCCUCAUGGCCAGCGGGCGUUUUCCAGGCAAGAGUGCAGAUGUGGCCAUCAACAACUGGACCGCUCCAUCUCAGGGCAGACCGCUGUGUGUCAACGGGACACCAUGGAUCCUUUACCUGCUUGAGGAAUGUGUGGACAACAUCUGGGAGUACUGCAGCGUUGUGAUAGGACUCAUAUCCAUGUUCUGUUUUUUGUUGUCCACGAUACCGCAGGUCUAUGAGGCCUAUCGGAAUGGAAAAGUGGAGGAGGCUAUGUCUUUUGGGUUUCUCGUCUUCCUCCUCAGUGGAGACCUGACCAGCUUCGCUGGAUGCUAUCUCACUAGCCAGCUGCCCAUUCAGGUUGUCACAGUGGUGUUUUACAUCUUCACUGACCUGAUUCUCAUCUCCCAGUUUCUCUACUAUAAGAUCAAAAACAGCUCCAGCAGAAAAAAUCCCGCGCUGAAGUGGGUGUGCUUCAUAUGGUGUGGCGCUGGGACAUUAGCACUCCUGGCUUUACCCAAGCUCAUUAUAGACAAUGGUUCACAUUUAAACACUCAGAGUGCAGCCAGCUCCAAGUCAGUGGAAAUCACUGGUUAUGUAUGUGGAUAUUUGGCAUCUGUUUUCUACCUCUGCUCCCGUUUUCCACAAAUCCAUAAAAAUUUCCAGCGACAGUCUACAGAGGGCACCUCCUACCUGCUGUUUGCCCUGGCCAUGAUGGGUAAUGGGACGUAUGGGCUGAGCGUCAUAGUUGUCCUUCCGGCAUUAAAGGGCUCCAAACAGAACUUCAUCGUCAAACAUCUGGCCUGGCUUAUCGGCAGCCUGGGAGUCCUCAUACUCGACUGUUUUGUAACUGCCCAGUUCAUCAUGUACAGGAAGAACAUUUCUGCCAAAACCAGUGCGCUACGCCAUAUCCCAGAGGUGGAACCUCUUCUGAGUGAGGAAGAGGAGCUGACAGUGUUGUAGGACAGAGAUCAAACACCAGCAGCGAUUGGACUAUCAGUCUUUUUUUGGAGCUCUCAGGGGUCGCUGAACAUGAGUCUCAUUUUCUUUGCACACAAGAGGACAAUCUCCUGUUUAGUGUGUUAAUAAAGAAGGAAAGAGGAGGUAACAAUUUCCUUAACACUGGAGAUUAACUACCAGUUUAGAAGCUCUUCCAUAGUUUCUCUUUAGUCUGGCUUGCCUGCAUGACUUGGGUCAUUUUUGCACUUAUGGAUGGAAAAACUAUAUUUAAAAGCAAUCAGUGAGCUUCCAUGUUUAAAAUAGGGCUCUUAAAACCAGUUAGUCAUUUCUAAAAUGAAACCUUUGCCAAUAUCUGCGGAACCUGAUGUAUUAACAUAUUUUUUAAGAUAGUAGGUAUCACCACCAAAAGCCCACGAAAGCAAAUUUUCCAAAUACUCCCCUAGUAAGCACAGAAGUGUGGAAUUACAUUGGUCUUAUCUCACUUUGUGGCCCUGUAGCUAACCCUUUACAGCCAUAUGAGACGACGCUGGGAUAAAAAGAACCAACUCUGAUGUUUUAAUGUGAAUCUGAUAGUGUUAUAUAAUGUGAAAAGGAUUUUUCGUGUUUAAUGUUUAAGGACUAGUGGAUUUCUUUGCUUUGCGUUCUCUUUGUCCUCCAGGAGAAACGGUGUGUACCCUUUAAAACUGUUAAUAGUCUUAAUAUAAAUGCAUUGCAUAAACACAUCACUGUUUUUAAGCUAAUGUGAAUCAGAUUGUUAAAGUAGAUAAUAACUUAAGAAACUGUAUUUCUUAAAAACAGCAGUGGAACUGUUUGUCCUUCCAAGUCCCUGAUUAUGACCUCCCUGCAGAUGUCCUCUCUUAAGUUUCCGUGUGCUGGCAUCAUCUUUUUAAAAAUUUUAUAACGUUUAUUAAAAAAGAAAGAAGACACGUUCAAUGACGUUAUCUAAAAAUAGGAGCAUUAUAAAAUUAGUCCACGUGUCUAAUCUGUCAUCAGGUUUGUGGGAGAGAGUAUGCUCUUGUCAAGCCAAAUUUAUUUGCAUUAUUUCGUAGCGUGUCCUUAUUAGCUUCUUUACAGUUGUUUCCAGAACUAAUGCUAAUUGAACAGAUGACAACAGAGGAGAGAAAGGAGAAAAAUGGUGUACUAAUAGAUGAGUAGUUUCAUCUUAUGAUUAUAUUUUUUGUAAGUAUUGAUUUAGACUAAUGCUAAAAAUAAUAAUAAUAGUCUUAAUAAUAUUAGUUAAUUCAUAGUAAAUUAGUUAUUAGUGAAUUAUAUUCUUCUGACAGAUGGUUUUGUCAUACAGUAUGUAUGUGGCACAGUCACUUUUAACCUGAUCAUCUGUUUAACUUCAGUUCUGCAGAUUUCUCUACCUCAGGCAAGUGUGGGCAUCUUUUUGUGUUAAAAAACAAACAAACCAUUAGUCAUUAGUCCCAGUACUAGCUCGAGAAAAUUCAUUUGCAAAUAUGCAAUAAUAACUUCUUCACUAAUAAUUCAGUACUUCUAUUGAUUUAUUGUAUUUUCAAAAUGUUCCUGUUUCUUUGAUUGUUUUUGUAUUGAAUAUAUUAUUAGGACCUAUUGCUGCUACAGACUGUGGAGCAUGUAUAUAAGUUGUUAAGAUGAGUUUAUUUUAUUUCCUUUUUUAAUCUUCCAUUGUGUUGCCUUUUAAUAAAUGUGUAUUGUAAGUUUAAAUAACUCCAUUG
Pelmatolapia mariae (spotted tilapia) is the source of this 2932-nucleotide messenger RNA. Its product is annotated as lysosomal amino acid transporter 1 homolog. Gene Ontology annotation, cellular component: lysosomal membrane. The transcript is spliced from 8 exons. The record is from RefSeq and is a predicted model, not a curated record. Lineage: Eukaryota; Metazoa; Chordata; Actinopteri; Cichliformes; Cichlidae. The coding region runs from base 303 to 1238 and encodes 311 amino acids. Gene Ontology annotation, molecular function: L-lysine transmembrane transporter activity.